Octopus bimaculoides (California two-spot octopus) is the source of this 2727-nucleotide messenger RNA. RefSeq names its product beclin 1-associated autophagy-related key regulator. NCBI's taxonomy places the organism in Eukaryota, Metazoa, Mollusca, Cephalopoda, Octopoda, Octopodidae. Gene Ontology annotation, biological process: autophagosome assembly; mitophagy; cellular response to starvation. The record is from RefSeq and is a predicted model, not a curated record. Gene Ontology annotation, cellular component: phosphatidylinositol 3-kinase complex, class III; autophagosome; extrinsic component of phagophore assembly site membrane. Gene Ontology annotation, molecular function: protein-membrane adaptor activity; phosphatidylinositol 3-kinase regulator activity.
UUCCCAGAAUUCCUCAGGGUAAACAGAAAGCGGAGGAACAACAGUUAAAGAGUAACAACAACAUCAGCUGUACGGAGGGAGAUAGAGAGAGAGACAGAUAAAUAGAAGGGAAUAUGGAAUAAUAACGAAUGGUACAUAUGAUACGAUGUGAUACAAGGAAUAUCGACAGACGUCGUCGGCAACAGCAAGAACAACAAAUGGUAAUAAGGGUAGACGAGAUUUUCCCCUAAAACUACAAUCACAACUAUAAUAACAUAGGAAAAGGAAAAUAUAUAUAACCACAGAAAUUUAUGUUGAUUCCCCAGAAGCGAUAAAUUACAGGAUUCAAUACAUGUAUAUUGCAAUUUUUUUAAUACAUUAUAACUGAAAAGCUCUUAUUUUCAAUACUCAGAGUUAAUCCUUCAACUGCUAACCCGACCCUACUUUUCUUUUGAAAUAUCUAUCUAUCUAUCUAUCUAUCUAUAUAUAUGUGUGUGUGUGUGUAUAUGAUGUGUGUGUGUAUGUAGUGAAAUCUGAACAUAAGAAUGAAAGUUUGAAGAAAAUGCAUAUCCUAAUGAUGUUCCUUUGUUGAUAUGUGUGUGUGUGUGUGUGUACAUAUCUGUCUGUCUUUCUUUCGUUAUGAUUAACAGGAAUAUCGUUAUAAACAACGGGUGCGAUAAUCUUAGCAAUAGUAGUUAGUUCAGAGUCACCGGAACUUACAUAAGCAAAUACCCCGAUCAUACAUAAUAGAUGUAAAUAAAAGGAAGAGGAAGAAGAAUAGAGAAGAGAAAGAAAGAGUCGGAGAGGGAAUAAUAAUAUCGUCAACAAUAAGACCAACAACAAAAGAAAUAAUUGUAUCUUUUAAGAAAGAAAAAAAAUAUUCCCCGAAAAACUGGUGGUUGUGGGAGUAGUUAACCGGAACCACACUACCAUCAUCAUCAUCAUCAUCAUCAUCAUCAACAAUAUAAUUGUUAUCAACAACCACCAUCGCUAUUACACCAAUAGUAACAAUAACAGAGUCUCUACUACAGCUUAGAAAGAGAGCAGUGGUGGAAUUUACUAGAACGAAAAAUACCAUUGCCAACACCGUGAACAACAUUACUAAGUAUCGACUAUUAUUAUAUCAUCAUCAUCAUCAUCAUCAUCACCAUUACAAACAACGGCCGAACUGACUACCUCUAAGUCUACAACAAUAUUGUUAUUAUUAAUGAUACUACCACUCGUUACGAACAACAACAACAGGUAAUAUUAACAACAAAGUACUACCAUCGUUUUAAACACCAACUUUAUUAAUAAUAUCAACAAUAUUUACUAUUCAGACCUAUUCAAGAUCUUUGCCUUUUUUUUUAUUAUUUCUCCCGAGAUCAUUUAUAAAAAACAGUUACAGUAGUACCAGGUAAAUACUAAGGGAGUGAUUUAAAUCUCCAUUUUACUAUUCCUAGAAGUGAAUGAAAUAAUAAUAUGAAUAAUUAUUAGAACAAAAGGCACCACCACCACCACCACUACUACUACUACUACUACUACUACAAGAAUCAUUCAAACGGCAACACAGUGCUACUAUCUUAAUUACUACAAGCAACAUUAAUAAUAACGUCUUCGAUUAUCAGCGCCACCUUCACCAUCAAAGAUUUCCCAGUAUCACCACUUCUCCAACGCCACCUCACAUUCUCAAUUAUCAACAUCACCACCACCUCCCCCAUUGCCGCUUCUGUCACUAUCCUAUGUGCUCAUCAACAACAAAAGGCCACAAGAAAAUCCACCAUAUAUCUCCGAAGAACUUGAAGACGAACUUUUAAGCCCAUGACGUAAUUAACCGUUUAAAUAGAUAGAUAGAUAGAUAGACAGACAGACAAAGGCUGUCUAGUAGACGGUACAAUGUCUUCUACUUCUUCUACAACUGCUACCGCUGCUACUACAUCUACAAGAGCUGCAACUGUAACGAGCACUUCGGGUAGCAGUAGUGCAUUGCACCCGACUAUGGCAGUGGACAGCAUCGCAGUUACCAGCAGUACCAGCACUGCCUCUACAACGGUCAUCAGCACUUCGACCACAACAUCUACCACCACCACUACCACCACUAGCAACACAGCUACCACCAGCCUGGAGAGUUCGUUUGAGCUGUCCGGGGGAGCGGUCCGCGUAGCUGUGGAAAGGUGUCCAGUUUGUACGACCACACGUCGACCUUUCUAUUGUGCCAGCUGUGUGAAUACGGGACAGUUCAAUUACUCAAACUAUGUACACCAACAUAAACAAUCUGAUCAGGAGAGAUACUGUGAUAAACUCGAGAGAUGGAAAGAGAGUAAGGCGAACCGGGAACGAUACCUGCAGAGUAUAAAACCUGGACUCGAUAACAAGUAUGCAGCAGAGAAAAAGAAAUGGGAGCUGGAAAACUUAAAGGAAAAAAUCCGGCUUUUGAAACUCAUUUUGGCAGCUGAGAAAGAAUCAUUGCAGAAAGAUGCGGAGAAGCUUGCCGAAGACAAACGACUGAAUCGGGUGCGCACAGAACGCGCCAAAGUGCACCGCGACAAGAAAUUGCGCAUCAUGAAGCUCUGUGAUAACAUUAAGAACAAAAUUAAAGAACAAAAUGUGAUAUUAAAGAAAGAUCUAGAAAAACUGGUGAAAGAGAGACGUUCACAAGCGAAUAUUUUAGUCCAAUACAUUUUCCCUAUUUCUGAAAUCAAACCAAACAGGAAGUUUGUAUCAGAGAACCAUGCAAUGGUCUCAAGUGGUUUGGUAUCAGAAGCUUGA